UCCUUGCCUGCUUCACAGUGGUGCAUGCAGCGAUUAGCACAGAACUACACGGGUCGAAUUGUUCCUAGCAUAUUCAAACCAUAUUAUUAGUCACCAGUAGCAUAUUACUUAGAUACAACUUUUAAAUAUUCUGCAGAAGUCAGACAGAGCUCUGUUUAGUUUUCGCAAACAUCUGAAAAUGUUGAGCAAAAGUGUUUCGCUCCGGGCUCAGAUCGCUUCCAUCAUAGAGGUACUUUCUAAAACUGCGGUUGCAGAAAUUAGCAAAGUAGUCGACGAUGGCAUAGUUGUGUUACGUGUGGAAAUGUGUCAACGGGAAAAUGAAAUCAACGUCCUGAAAAAGACUGUACAACAACUUGACAGCGAGCUUCGAAGAGCUCGAGGGAUUCAAGCUCGAAAACGCAUUCAUCAUGGUCGAUCAGUUGCUGCUGAGAAUCUUGGGAGAGGGCCUGGUAAAAGCGGUACCACUUGUGUGGGGAGGACGUCGCUUGAGAAACUGCAGCCUGAGGAAUAUGGUAAUGAAAAGGAUGAAGGCGUUCGACCUGCGGAUGAGACUCCAGUGAAGACUGAGCCAGGAGUGGAGGAGGGUGACCAGGAAGAGCACACUGCAGGGAGAAAAGACAAGGAUCAUCUGGAUGCUGAACUGUCAACGUACGAGAGAGUCAGCCAGCUGUGGAUGUCUAGUACACAAGAAGACAAUGAUAUGGAGACGAGCAAUUCAGAGGAUUUUAAUAACAGUUCAGGUCGGAACCCUCAGUGUCUCCCUGAUCACUCUCCUGGAACCUCCGGAAUGGCGGAAGCAUCAUGCAGCAGUGUUUCGUUUCCAGGGAAACCAUAUUUAGAGUCAGAUGUCGGACAGGAUAUGAUUUUACAGCUCAGACAACAACAACAUUAUCGUCAGUCAGACGCGCUCAGGAGAACAAGCGACGGCACAGUAAAGUCAAACCCAGACCCUCAAAGCGUAUUCGGUUUUGGCCCGAAUUAUAAUACCGCAAGGAGAGCGAGGACCAAUAGGUUUUGCCAGGUUAAUAAACACUUCAUUUGCACACUGUGUGGAAAAAGUUUUGAACGUUACAGUCAUCUUGAAAGACAUCUGCGAAUUCAUACGGGUGAGAAACCGUACAGUUGUGACAUUUGUGGAAGGUGUUUCAACCAGAAGGGUAGCCUCAAAGGGCAUCUGAAGACUCACAGAGUAUCGAUGGACGGACUAGCUAACACAGAGGAGAAGCCUUCCCUGGAUAGACGUCAGUCUGAGGAAGAGCGGUGCAACGAAAAGGACGAAGUGAUCCAAACUGCUCCUGAAAUGCCUAUGAAGUCUGAGCCAGGGGAGGAGAAGGAUGCAUCCCAGAUACUGGAUCAUAAAGCAGAAGAACAGACUGCAGGGAGAGCAGAACAUCAACUGGAUGAGGAACUGUCAAUGUACGAGAGAGACAGCCAGCCGUGGAUGUCCGGUUCACAAGCAGACAAUGAUAUAGAGACAAGCAAUUCAGAAUAUUUCAGCAGUUCAGGUCAGAACUCCCAGUGUCUCACUGAUCACUCUCCUGUACCUCCUGUCCCAGGUAUGGCGGCGGCGUCAUGCAGCAGUGCUUCAUUUCCAGGGAAACCAUAUGUAGAUGUCAGAGAGGAUAUGAUUUUACGGGUCGGACAGCAACAUUAUGGACCUUCAGACACACUCUUGAUAGCAUGUGACGGGACAGUACAGCCAAACUCACAGGGCAUGGACGGGGCUUCUCUGAACCAUCAGCCCAUCUUCUCUGGUUUUCCAAGGAAAGUUAAAACCUUCCAAGGAGUCACCAAGGACAAGAAGUGCUUCAUCUGCUCAUUCUGUGGGAAAGUUUUUGAGCGUGUUGGUCAUCUGGAAAGGCACCAGCGAAUUCAUACGGGUGAGAAACCGUACAGUUGUGACAUAUGUGGAAGGCGUUUCAACCAGAAGGGUAGCCUCAAAGGGCAUCUGAAAACUCACAGAGCAGACGGUGCUGACAUGCUAACGGGACAACCUCCGCUUGAUGAUGAGAAGCCUGACGUUUAUCCUAGACCCUCGGAGAACCCAGAGGAACCGACGGAUCAGCCCCCACCUGCUGAAGCACAGCCUGUCUGUGGGCACAGUGAGGAGGAGAGCAGGGGGCAGGGCUUGGUGGGGAAAGCGGAGCAAGAGAAACAGUUUGGAUCCCAGAUACUCAGUCAGUCAGGACAUCAACACCAACAAACCACAGAGCGACCAGGUUAUCAGGACGACCCAGAGUAUGCCAUGGAUGGGAGGGAGACGCAGCUGUGUAGAUCUUUCACAGAGAGGCACAGUGAUACCGAGUCUGGAUCAGUACAUCCAGGUUGCUCCUCCGAUGUGACAAAGCAGCAGAAUUCCCAUCCUGUUUCACCCAGUGUCAAAUACCAUCACAGUCCUUUUGAUGGACUGCACCACCACCACCAGGGGUUCUAUACGUCAGCUUCUAGAGAGGUGGAACUUGAAGACUUGUCUUUUCAGGAUGAGGAAGACAAGCUGGAUAUGAUUGAGGAAGAGCAGUAUGCAGGGAUGGCUCUACAUGCAAGGAACAGGGAGGAUGCUGAUGAGAGAAUACUACCCAGGUUUCAGGACCGGGUACCACCACCACCACUUCCUGUAGAGGAGGAAACAGCGAUGAGAGAGUACAUCACAGAACCAAACUACAGUCAAGAGGGAAUUUUAUUUGCCCUUGGUAUAGACAGUUUUGACAGUACAGAGGGCAGCAGUGCCACCACAGACGACACCAGAAAUAGAUGUUUCAUAUGCUCCUUUUGUGGAAAGAGUUUUGAUCGCCAUAGUCAUUUCGAAAGACACCAGCACACUCAUACAGGUGAGAAGCCCUACAGCUGUGAGAUAUGUGGUAAGAGUUUCACUCAGAAGAGCAGCCUGAAAGCUCAUCAGAGACUUCAUACAGGUUAAUCAAGGGCCAAAGAGUCUUGGUUUGCGUUCCGAAUGGCACCCUAUUCCCUAUUUAGUGCACUACUUUUUAGGAAAUGGAUUGCCAUUUGGGAUGCACCCUUUGUUUCGUCCUCAUCAAAACUCAAAUCAACACCAAUUAAUGAGUAUGGGAAAUGUGUCUGCUAUUGGUAACAAGUUGGUGUUGCAACAAUUUAGAAGUACAACUAAAUUGUGUUGAUAAGAUGUUAUACACUGCUCAAAAAAAUAAAGGGAACACUUAAACAACACAAUGUAACUCCAAGUCAAUCACACUUCUGUG
This is a messenger RNA of Coregonus clupeaformis (lake whitefish), 3215 nucleotides long. Its product is annotated as zinc finger protein 420. Gene Ontology annotation, biological process: regulation of DNA-templated transcription. Bases 179 to 2917 code for a protein of 912 amino acids. The record is from RefSeq and is a predicted model, not a curated record. The transcript has 4 exons. Lineage: Eukaryota; Metazoa; Chordata; Actinopteri; Salmoniformes; Salmonidae. Gene Ontology annotation, molecular function: DNA-binding transcription factor activity, RNA polymerase II-specific; RNA polymerase II cis-regulatory region sequence-specific DNA binding.